GCAAACGCCCAUUUUUAUGGAAGGAGGAGUUUGGCAGGGAGGAGUCGCUGCUCUGCGAAUUGGCAGCGAUAGCGGGACUCUGGGCGGGUUGCAGAGGGCGGGGAGGGGGGUGAAGCUACGCUCGCCUGCCUGCCUGCCUGCCUGCCUGGGCUUCCCCCUCCCACCCCCCGGUUCCUGUCUGCGCUUCUUCGGCUUGCAAAAGGUUGCCUUGACGCGGAGCCAGGCCGAGGCAACGAUCUAGGCACAGGAGGGCUUCACCCAAUUGCCCGAGAUGUCGGAAGAGGUCAUUGUGCCUAUCUACUGCACGGGGGUCUCCGCUCAGGUCCAGAAGCAGCGGGCCAAAGACCUGGGCUUGGGUAAAAACGAGAAUGCAAUCAAGUACCUGAACCAGGAUUACGAGAGGCUUCGCAACGAGUGCUUGCAGAGUGGAGCCCUUUUCAGGGAUGACACCUUCCCUGCCACGGCUUCUUCCCUGGGUUUCAAGGAGCUUGGGCCAAAUUCCUCCAAGACGUAUGGAGUCAAGUGGAAACGGCCUACGGAACUGUGCCGCAACCCUCUCUUCAUUGUGGACGGGGCGACCCGCACAGAUGUCUGCCAAGGAGCUCUGGGUGACUGCUGGCUCCUGGCGGCCAUUGCCUCCCUCACCCUGAAUGACCCUCUUCUCCACCGCGUUGUCCCCCAUGGGCAGAGCUUCCAGAAUGGGUACGCUGGCAUCUUCCACUUCCAGAUCUGGCAAUUUGGCGAGUGGGUCGACGUGGUGGUGGAUGACCUCCUCCCAACCAAAGAUGGCAAGCUUGUGUUUGUCCACUCCGCAGAAGGCAACGAAUUCUGGAGUGCCCUGCUCGAGAAAGCUUAUGCCAAGGUGAACGGCUGCUACGAGGCUCUUUCGGGAGGGAGCACCUCAGAAGGGUUCGAAGACUUCACGGGAGGCGUCACUGAGUGGUACGACCUACGAAAGCCGCCCAGCGACCUCUUCCAGAUCAUCUUAAAGGCCCUGGAGAGGGGGUCUCUCAUGGGUUGCUCCAUUGAUAUCACAAGUGCUUUUGACAUGGAGGCUGUCACUUUUAAGAAGCUGGUGAAAGGCCAUGCCUAUUCCGUGACUGGAGCUGAGCAGAUCAACUACCGAGGGCAGAGAGUUAACCUGAUACGGAUGCGAAACCCGUGGGGGGAGGUGGAGUGGACUGGAGCUUGGAGUGACAACUCUGGGGAAUGGAACGCCGUGGAUCCAUCUAUAGGGCAGCAGCUGAGAAUUAAAAUGGAAGAUGGAGAAUUCUGGAUGUCCUUCCAGGACUUCCUCCGGGAAUUCUCCCGCCUUGAGAUUUGCAACCUCACGCCAGACGCGCUGAAGUCGCGCAAGUUCCGGAAGUGGAACACGACGCUCUACGACGGGACCUGGCGGCGGGGGAGCACAGCUGGCGGCUGCAGGAACUACCCAGCAACCUUCUGGAUUAACCCCCAGUUCAAAAUCCGCUUGGAAGAGGUGGACCACGAUGACGACGAGGACAGGAGGGAGCCGGGCUGCAGUUUCCUCCUGUCUCUGAUGCAGAAGCACCGGCGCCGGGAGAGGCGAUUUGGCAAGGACAUGGAGACCAUCGGCUUUGCCGUCUACGAGGUGCCUCCUGAGUUCAGGGGGCAGACCUCCGUACACCUGAAGCGCGACUUCUUCCUCUCGAACUCCUCGCGGGCGCGAUCCGAGCAGUUCAUCAACCUGCGCGAGGUCAGCACCCGCUUCAAGCUGCCGCCAGGGGAGUAUAUCGUGGUGCCUUCCACCUUUGAGCCCAACAAGGAAGGGGACUUCGUGCUCCGGUUCUUCGCAGAGAACAAAGCCGGGACAGUGGAAAUGGACGAUGAAAUCCAGGCGAACCUCCCAGAUGAGAAAGUGCUUUCAGAAAGCGAGAUUGAUGAUAGCUUCAAGCAACUCUUUAGGCAGCUGGCGGGGGCGGAUAUGGAAAUCAGCGUUCGUGAACUGCAGACUAUCCUCAACAGAAUCAUAGGGAAACAUAAAGACCUUCGGACGAAAGGGUUCAGUUUGGAGUCCUGUCGGAGUAUGGUGAACCUCAUGGAUAGAGAUGGAAAUGGGAAACUUGGAUUGGUGGAGUUCAACAUCCUUUGGACCAAAAUCAGGAGCUAUUUGGCAGUCUUUAGGAAGUUCGAUUUGGACAAGUCGGGGAGCAUGAGUGCCUACGAGAUGCGGAUGGCUCUGGAGGCUGCAGGCUUCAAGCUGAACAAGAAACUGUACGAGCUAAUCAUCACCCGCUACGCUGAACCUGAUCUGGCCAUCGAUUUUGACAAUUUUGUCUGCUGCUUAGUGCGACUUGAAACCAUGUUCCGGUUUUUCCAAGCACUGGACUCAGACAAGGAUGGAAUCGUCACCUUUGACUUGGUUAAGUGGAUACAACUAACCAUGUUUGCCUGAAGAAGAAACAGCACCAUCCCUGCACGGCUGUCUGGCCCUUCUCCUCGGACAUCUUUUGUGCUUUCGUUCUUUUUACCUGCAAGUGCCUUGCAUCACAAUGUGGUCGCUUCUUGCUUUUUCACUGCUUCCACCUCAAAUAAAGGAACAGACACGUGCUUAAACACACACACACACACAGCACUUCACAUUUGCCUCACGUGCCAAGGUGGACUCUCUUGGCUCCCUGCCGCUGUGCCUGGUCAUCACCUGUGACCUCGGAAGCUGUUCAGAUCCUGCGCUGCCUCCAAAGCUGCUUCUUGCUUUGAAUAACGAUCCAUAGCGAGACUCUUGCCGCACAGCUUGGCACAAAAGAGGCCUUCCUGACUUGACCUCAGGCUCCUUGUCUUUAAAAUGGGGGCUUAUCACAGCACCAACAUGAGCAGCAACGGUGGCUCUGUGGAAAAGCCCUGAGUGGGCAGUGCAUUCUGGGAAAACUCUUGCCUCUUGAUGGCCAGUUUUUCAGUGGCUGUUGGCUUUGGUUAGUUUUUAGGGCUUUGUCCUGAUGUUGACCUCCUCUUAAGUUUUUGGUUUUUUUGUCUUAAGAUGUAUGUGCAGGAUAAGGGGGGCAGCCAAAGAGCUGGCCCCACAGAAGCAUUGUUUUGAAAUAGUGGACAAAAAUCCUAAGGCACACGGCAGUGGGGGGGAGCCCUGAUGCCUUAAUUUUUAAAAAGGGAUGUCUUGCCUUCUUUGUCCCUAUUGCUGGAUGCCUGCUCAAUCCUCCCAGUUUGCUUCUAUAGCCAUCUGGUGGAUGCCCACUCUGCAACAUAGCACUGCUUGCUGGGAAAUCUCAGCCCUCUGUUGGCCACACUUCCUUCGACUCAUUUGCCAUAUUUCUUACACUCAGGCCGUAUUUGCACUAUACGUUUAAAGCACUCUUGAAACACAUUGAACAGCCAUGGCUUCCCCCAAAGAAUCCUGGGAGCUGUGCUGUUAUGAGACCCCCUCUCCCCCUCACAGAGCUACCAUUCCCAGAGUAGUUUUAAAAUCAGUCCCUCUUCCCAGGGAAUUCUGGGAACUGUAGUACUUUCCGCACUCUCGACAAACUGCUGUUCCCAGGAUAAUGGGGUGGGGGGAGUUUUAUAAAGAGUGCUUUAAAUGUGCAGUGUGCAUUUGGCCUCAGAUUUGCCCACUGGUAUUUCACUAUUUGCCAGUGAGAUGCCGUCUGUUUUUGAAACAUAUUUGCAUCAGUGCCAAAGAAAUAUUCCCACUUAUGUAACUGUUUUGGCCUCUGUUUUUUUUUAUUUGGCAAAUACAAAGUUUGGCAAGUAUGGACUGAGACCUGACAGGGAACUUUGCAGGGCUCCUUCUUCAGAUGGGCAAAGGCCUGUGUCUACAUGGGGGAAGCCUGAGCUUUCAAUCCCUGGCAUCUCCAGGUAGAUAGAGGAGAGAACACAGUCAGGAAUCCUGGAGAGCAGCUGCCAGUCAGUGUAGACAAUACAGAGCUAGCUAACCCAAAUGUCUGGUUUGGUAUAAAGCCGCUUCUGAUCUCCCUGCUUAUAUCAGCCUUUUAUGCAGAAGCAAUUGGACUGAAAUCUUAUUUUUAAGGGGAAGACUGCCUUUCAGUGGCAUGUUCUACAGUUCAAUCCUCAGCAUCUCCAGGUAGGGAGAGGAAAGAGAACUACAUGGUUCAAUGGUCUGGCUCCACCAUAGGGUGGCUUCCUAUAUUCCAAUCUGUAUCUGGCUGCAAGGACUUCAUCCCUUUUCUCCAGCCCCAUAUUUUCCACUCGCCCAAGGGGCCCCCUUUCCCUCACUGGUGCCUGCCUUUUGGCACCCACA
Molecule: messenger RNA, 4231 nt
Organism: Podarcis muralis (Common wall lizard)
Lineage: Eukaryota; Metazoa; Chordata; Lepidosauria; Squamata; Lacertidae
Gene: CAPN1
Product: calpain 1
Biological process (GO): proteolysis
Cellular component (GO): cytoplasm
Molecular function (GO): calcium ion binding; calcium-dependent cysteine-type endopeptidase activity
Source: RefSeq, a predicted model, not a curated record